Messenger RNA from Ipomoea nil (Japanese morning glory), 1074 nucleotides. RefSeq lists its product as uncharacterized. The transcript is spliced from 2 exons. The coding region runs from base 1 to 1074 and encodes 357 amino acids. The record is from RefSeq and is a predicted model, not a curated record. Gene Ontology annotation, molecular function: catalytic activity. NCBI's taxonomy places the organism in Eukaryota, Viridiplantae, Streptophyta, Magnoliopsida, Solanales, Convolvulaceae.
AUGGUGGAUAGGAGUCAUGUGGAGAGACUCCGUGUGAAGAUUGGUUUUGAGGGAGGGUUUGGUGUUGAUAGUGUGAGACAGAAAGGAGGCAUGGGUUUUCUUUGGGCAAAAAAUAAUAGCGCUCGGUUAAUUAAGUACUCUAAUAACCACAUUGAUCUGGUGGUGUCACUGCCAAACCAACAUCACUGGAGGCUUACUUGCUAUUAUGGUUUUGCGCAAAGCACGAGAAGAAGAGAGUCGUGGGAUUUUCUACGAUCGCUCAAGGAUACAUCUGAUCUUCCUUGGGUUGUAAUAGGAGAUUUUAACGAUCUCCUUCAUCAGUCUGAGAAGAGGGGUAGACGGCCGCAUCCAGUUGGUUUGCUAGAAGGGUUUGGGGAGGCGCUUAUGGAUUGUGGUUUGGCGACGAUUCCCAUGAUUGGGUAUCCUUUUACCUGGGAACGGGGUAAGGGAACGCCGGAUUGGGUAGAGGAGAGGCUGGAUAGGGCGGUGGGGGACGCAGCUUGGUUGGGGAUUCAUGAUAGAGCCAGGCUAUAUAAUAUUCAUACAUUAAUGUCGGAUCAUACGGCCCUUUUUCUGGAUAUUAAUGGCACUGUAACGACACGAAGACCCCGCAGUUUUCGGUUUGAGAAUGCGUGGUUAGGGGAUGAGGGCUGCAGAGGAGUGGUAGAGGAGAGAUGGCUGAGUACGCAGGGGUUGGGUUUGCAGGAGAGAUUGUGGACGUGUGGUCAGGGUUUGAAGAAGUGGGGAGGGGAUCAUUUCCACAAAUUUGGUUCUAGGAUUGACACAAUAAGGCGUGAAAUGAAUGCCUUGAGAGGGUGCAUGGACCCGGAAUCUCUGGGGAAGUUUAGACAGCUGGAUGAGCAGUUGUGUUCCAUUCUGUCGCAGGAAGAGACUUUCUGGAAACAAAGGGCCAAACAGCACUGGCUGCAGGGGGCGGAUAGAAAUACUAAGUUUUUCCACCAAUUUUCCAGUCCAGUGGCGGUGCCGGAGGCUUUCAGGUGGAUACUCUUGUUCCACGGGUCUCACAUGAACAGAACGAAGCUCUCCUCUGUCCUUUUGAGCCUGAGGAGGUGA